Messenger RNA from Lates calcarifer (barramundi perch), 4034 nucleotides. RefSeq names its product oxysterol-binding protein-related protein 7. Lineage: Eukaryota; Metazoa; Chordata; Actinopteri; Centropomidae. The record is from RefSeq and is a predicted model, not a curated record. Gene Ontology annotation, molecular function: cholesterol binding. Gene Ontology annotation, cellular component: perinuclear endoplasmic reticulum; intracellular membrane-bounded organelle; cytosol. The transcript has 23 exons. Bases 236 to 3022 code for a protein of 928 amino acids.
GGGUUUUUUUUUUUUUUGGUUGUUUUUUGUUUUUAUUAUUUAUUUUUAUUUCAUUAUUUUAAAGAGGAUUUUGGAGGGAAAGUUUUGCAGCUCUACAAUUAUUCUUUAUUCUUUUAAGAAAGUUAAAUGAAUUUCAUGUGGACUGCCAGGGGAGCAGCUUGCUAAGACAUCAGUCCAACACAGUCCUGUGUACUUUGCCAUGAGACACAUCCAGCCCUGAAGCUCCUUUGACUCCAUGCAUCACUAUCCUUAUCACCUUACACCAAUGGACCCUCAGGUGUGUCCGCCCCCUUUGAACAGCAGCCAAUCAGUGAUCAGCAGCUUGGACAAAUCCCCGGCCAGCACAUGUAGACCUGGUCACUCACGGAACAGCAGCACUGGUUCCUCCAAACAUUCAAAGCAGUCUCGUAACUGGGAGGUGCUGGACGACUUGCAGAAUAUGGAUAUGUGUUCGGUUCCUGGCUCCACUAUGGACCUCAGUAUCCCUGGGAUCUGUGAGGGCUAUUUGAUGAAGAGGAGGAAAUACCCACUCAAAGGCUGGCACAAGAGAUACUUCCUUUUGGAGAAAGGAAUUCUCAAGUACUCCAAGACACAGCAAGAUAUUCAGAGAGGGAAGCUCCAUGGUUCUUUGGACGUCAGCCUGGCUGUCAUGUCCAUCAACAAGAAAGCCAAACGCAUAGACCUGGAUGCUGGAGACAGCCUCUACCACCUCAAGGCAAAGAGCCAUGAUAUCUUCUACAUCUGGUUGACCAAGCUGUGUGCCCAUCGUGUAUAUAGGAAAAAUGAGGCAAUGACUGUCCAUCAUGGUGUCCUACAUGCUCUCUCCAUGGGCCAGAGUACCUUGCCAUCCAUGGCCACUCUUGCCCAAAAAAACAGAGUAACACCUUCUCACUAUGCCAGUUCAGCCUCAGUGUACCAGCCAGAGAUGGCAAGCCCCGCCCCUGUCAUGUCCUCCCACCCAGGCGUGACCAGUAAGGUGUCAGCCUGGCUGCAGCAGACCCAUGACAUUGAUGCAACCUCUAAUGAUCUAGCUCGCUGUCAGGCAGAGCUGACGGAACUGGCUCAGCUCAUCCAGCGACUCCAAUGGCUAGAGGGAGGCCUGCCAAUCACAAACACAGACCUGGAGAUGAGAAUCAGCAUGCAGAAUCUCUCCCUGGAGAAACCAAAGAAGAAGACAGGGAAAGUGUUUGGUCACUCCAGGACUUUGUCCCGUGUAGAAGCCAUGGGGGGAAUGUUUACUUCCAGCCACCUGAGUACCAAUUCCAGCGGUUUGGGGGCGUCUGCUCAGUCUAUCCCUGAUUACGUCUACUCUCAGCUGUCUAACCCUCAGGUCACCUCACCUGAGGCCAAGAAGCUCCACCAGGACAUCUGCACCGUUUCCCAGAGGGUCCAUUCUUCUCUCAAGUCCAUUCAUGAGGUUUUGUCCAUGGAGAGAGAGAGACUGAGGCAAGCCUGGACCGGCCCGGAUCUGAGGCAGAACACCUCGCAUCAGCUUGCUACACUGUGUAGCACACUGUCUGAGCUUGACAUACAGUCACGUCUGACCAAAGUCCACUCGCUUUCCCUGUCCUCUGACUCUACUGAGGAAUCCUUCUGCACUGUCCGUCCGGACCAGAGGACCCCAUCUAUGGGUCGCCAUAGCCAUCGUGCACCCUCAGUGGCAGAUUCCAUGGCAGAGUAUUUUGAUGCCAGUGAGGUGAUUGUGUGUGAGAGCUCGUCAGAGGCCGAGGCUUCAGAUGAGUCAGGUCUGAGUGACAUCACCACUACCAGCACCUCGGAGCCAGAAGAGGGACACGCCGCUGCCACCCUCAGCUACAGAGCCAGUGUGAACAGUGCUCCUAACCAACCCAGCCCAGUGCCCACUGAUACCGGUCGUCGCACCACCCUACCAGCCCCAGGAACAGACAACAGCCACAUCGGCAUCAUGACCAUCCUGUACAACAACAUCGGCAAGGACCUGUCCAGAGUCUCCAUGCCAGUCGCUCUAAAUGAGCCAGUUUGUUUGCUCCAGAGACUUAGUGAAGAGCUGGAGUACUCUGAGCUGCUAGACAUCGCCAAUCACAUUGAUGAUCCAUAUGAAAGAAUGGUUUACGUGGCAGCAUUUUCUAUCUCUGGCUAUGCCUGGGCAUCCUGGAGGUAUCGCUACAAACCCUUCAACCCUGUUCUAGGAGAAACAUAUGAGAGUCACAGAGAAGACAGAGGCUUCCAUUACAUCAGUGAGCAGGUUAGCCAUCACCCACCUAUCUCUGCCUGCCAUGCUGAGUCAGAGAACUUCACUUUCUGGCAAGAUCAGAGAUGGAAGAACAAGUUUUGGGGAAAAUCAGUGGAGAUCAUCUCUUCUGGACUGGUCAAUGUUACCCUGCCCAAGUAUGAUGAUCACUACGAAUGGAACAAGGCAGUGACAUGUAUCCACAAUGUGCUGAGUCAGCAGCGAUUUUUGGAGCACUAUGGUGAGGUUGUCAUCAGAAAUACAAAGAGUGACGUUUGCACCUGCAAGAUCACCUUCGUCAAGUCUCGCUACUGGUCCUCAGACAAUAGUAAGAACGAGGUGCAAGGUGUGGUUCUGGACCAAGCUGGAGAGGUGGUCCAUCGUUUCGGAGGCCUCUGGCAUGAAGGCAUUUUCUGUGACACCCUCUCUACACCAAAGUGUAUCUGGAAGCCCAACGUGCAGCCUGAUGACCACUUCCAGUUCUACGGCUUCUCACGUUACGCCAGAGAACUCAACGAACUAACACCUGAACUGAAGGCUGUUCUUCCACCUACAGACACACGCUUCAGACCAGACCAGAGGCUUCUGGAGGAGGGAAAGGUGACAGAGGCAGAUAAAAAGAAGGAUGAGGUGGAAGAGAAGCAGAGGGAGAGGAGGAAGGAAAUGGCCAAGAGAGGGGAGGAGCACAUCCCCAGGUUUUUCAGGAAAUCUCUGGAUGAGGCUGGCAGAGAGGUGUGGCUGUACAACGGAACCUACUGGAAGCUCCGCAAAGACCCAGGGUUCUCCAACACUAAAAACCUGGACCUGUGGUAGAACACUGCACCUGGAUUAAUGCUUAGGCUUAAUGAAACCAGACAGGUGCUAAACAUGGUGAAGAUGAAUAAUGCACCCCUCUAUUAGUAAAAAUAAUGAAUUGGAUCAUGUUAGUCCAGUAACCUAUGCAUGAAUAUACUGUCAUAAAGUGAACACAUACUGAGGCCUGCUGCUACCAUUACUGCAAGGGUGUAGAGGAGAGGGAUGUUUGAAAGCAUACAUGAACCUCUCAUUGGGUUUUUUGUGCCACAUAGAGGUGAUAUGCCACCGUGGAACAAAUGAAGACUGAUUUAGAUGAAGCCGGAUGUCUUUCCAGCCUUUCGCCUACCUCUAACAAUAAUGGAGACGUUAAAUAUAAGCAUUCACAAUUCAAAAGCAAAUCUUAACUUGAAAUCCAGUUUUUAACCCUUUUUAUCAAUGCCUUUGAGAAAAUUGUGGGUAAAAAUCAAAAAGCUUUUGUCAGGAUUUUCUGGUCUCUCUGCAUGUAGGCGUCUUAUAUUUGUGUGAAAAAUGUCUGAUUACAUGUCAUACCUUUUAUUACUUUUAAUGUGUCUCUAUAAGUAUUUGUGGUCAGGCUCAUUGAGAUGAGUUCAGAAAUAAAGUGUCAGAGGCUUACUUCCUGUGGAAGAAUCCAGACCACGAGGAGGGCUUGUUCUGGUGCUUGUGGGGUGUAUUAUAGGUGAACUGGUGCUGUCCUGCUUCCUUUUUCAGUGGGUCUAAAUGUAUAAACUCAUGAUGAUUUGUAAAUUUAAUGUGUAUUUUAUUUCCUCAUGUUUAGCUGUGGCACAUUGGUGACGCAUCAGUUUCUUAGUAGUAUCUUCACUCUGGAUUAAUUUAGCUGACAGACAAGGAUUGCGUCUCUUGGACCUUUAUGCUCUCAGUUGAUGCAAUGAAGUAUUUUUAUUGAUGUUUCAACAAUUGCUUUUAAUAAGGAAAAGAGACUACUGUUAAAUCCCAGCCAAAUUAUUUUUUUUCUUUUGGGUUUCUUUCAAAUAAAAUGUUUCAUAAUUAA